CCUCCAACCACACACAGUCGGUUUAAGCGUUUUGUAGUCGAAAGAGCCUUUUUUAUUUUUAAUUUGUCUCUUUUUUUAUUAUUUCUUGAAAUAAAUAAAUUUAUAUAUUUUUUAUAAAUUUUAAAAAUGAAUAAGUGUAUGAUUGUUUUUGUUGCCCUCUUUGGAGCCGCUCUGGCCCAGGAUUCAUUUAAAUGUCCUGAUGAUUUUGGUUUUUAUCCACAUGAAAAAUCCUGCGAUAAAUAUUGGAAAUGCGAUAACAGUGUUGCUGAAUUAAAGACAUGCGGUAAUGGUCUGGCAUUCGAUGCUACCGAUGAGAAAUUCUUGGCCGAAAACUGUGAUUACUUGCACAAUGUUGAUUGUGGAGACCGUUCACAAUUGGAACCACCAAUUUCUUCCCCUCACUGCUCUCGAUUGUAUGGUAUCUUCCCCGACGAACAAAAAUGUGAUGUCUUCUGGAAUUGCUGGAACGGUGAACCCUCAAGAUAUCAAUGUUCUCCCGGUCUUGCUUACGAUCGUGACUCUCGUGUGUGCAUGUGGGCUGAUCAAGUUCCAGAAUGUAGAAACGAAGAAGUUGCCAAUGGAUUCUCAUGUCCCGCUGCUGGUGAAAUCUCAAAUUCAGGAUCAUUCUCUCGUCAUGCUCAUCCAGAAGAUUGCCGUAAAUACUACAUUUGCUUAGAUGGUGUUGCCCGUGAAUAUGGUUGCCCAAUUGGUACAGUCUUCAAAAUUGGUGAUGGUGAAGGUACCGGAAACUGUGAAGAUCCCGAAGAUGUUCCCGGAUGUGAAGACUACUACGGUGACUUGGAUCUGAAGAGCAUCCGUAAAAGUGAACUCUUAGCCGGAUUACACACACCGGAAGCACGUAACAAAGCACCCAAAGUAAAAGGCACUCCUGCCAAAGAUGCGUAAAUAAGAAGUCUUUCAACUUUAACCAAUACAAAAACUUAAAAAUUACUAAAAAAAAUAGAAACAAAAACUUCUUCCACAGAAACAAAAACAUGAAUCCUUGAUUUUUAAUAAUUUUGUUUGUAAUUUGUGUUUUUAGUUUUCGUUUUGAUUUAUCCAUUUUAAUUUUAUUUAAUUCUUUUUUGUUUGUUAUUUUAUUUUAAUUUUUUUUUAAUUUCGUUUGUUUUAAAUUAAGAACAAAAAGAUAUAAGUCUUAUUCGAAUCAAAUACUAUUGUUAAGUUAAACAUCAAAAUUCAAUACUUAAUUUGCCUUAAAAUACCAACCAGGAUAUAUAGGGUGGUGUCUUAUUUGAGGACACCGCAAAAUUGUUAAGUUAUAAUCAAAAAACAAAAACAAAUGUUUCUUAUAUAACUAAGAAUGGUAGAUAUUCGUAUAUAAAUUUUAAUUUUAUAUAAAAUUCUUAUCUUUUAAUUGAUAGAGAGACUGCUAUUAGAAACAUGAAGAUGUAAAAAACAACAAAGAAUCAGUUUAAUUUUAUUUUAACUGAUUUUGAUUUAUAAAAAUAUGUAGAUCAAAGAGAAAAAUGAACGUAAUGUAAAAACUUAUCGGUUUACGUUACGUUUCAAAAAGUAUGAGAUUACAACAAUAACAAAAAAGCCACAAAAUAUAUACCGAUAAAAAAUGUAAGAACAACAACAAC
Messenger RNA from Eupeodes corollae, 1604 nucleotides. RefSeq names its product protein obstructor-E (gene Gasp). NCBI's taxonomy places the organism in Eukaryota, Metazoa, Arthropoda, Insecta, Diptera, Syrphidae. The transcript has 5 exons. Gene Ontology annotation, molecular function: chitin binding. The record is from RefSeq and is a predicted model, not a curated record. The coding region runs from base 127 to 906 and encodes 259 amino acids. Gene Ontology annotation, cellular component: extracellular region.